Messenger RNA from Asparagus officinalis (garden asparagus), 1805 nucleotides. Its product is annotated as protein transport protein Sec61 subunit alpha-like. Gene Ontology annotation, cellular component: membrane; Sec61 translocon complex. Bases 109 to 1539 code for a protein of 476 amino acids. Lineage: Eukaryota; Viridiplantae; Streptophyta; Magnoliopsida; Asparagales; Asparagaceae. Gene Ontology annotation, biological process: SRP-dependent cotranslational protein targeting to membrane, translocation; post-translational protein targeting to membrane, translocation. The record is from RefSeq and is a predicted model, not a curated record. The transcript has 6 exons. Gene Ontology annotation, molecular function: transmembrane protein transporter activity; ribosome binding; signal sequence receptor activity.
CUCCUCUCUCACGCUUGGAAAACGUCGUAGAUCUAAAAAUCUCUUCUUUUUCCUCCCAUCUCGUCUUCCUUCUCAUCGCGAUCUCUUCGCCGCCGAUCCCUUAGGAAAAUGGCGGGGGGAUUUAGGGUCUUGCACCUCGUGAGGCCAUUUCUUGCUAUACUCCCCGAGGUCGAAUCAGCUGACAGGAGAAUUCCAUUCAGAGAGAAGGUCAUUUACACCGUGAUCUCGUUGUUCAUCUUUCUGGUGUGCAGCCAGCUUCCCCUGUAUGGAAUUCACUCGACGACCGGCGCUGAUCCGUUCUACUGGAUGAGGGUUAUUCUGGCGUCGAACCGAGGGACUGUAAUGGAGUUGGGGAUUACUCCCAUUGUGACUUCUGGGUUGGUGAUGCAGCUGUUGGCAGGGUCGAAGAUUAUUGAGGUUGACAAUAGUGUGAGGGAGGAUCGAGCUUUGCUAAAUGGUGCACAGAAGUUGCUGGGUAUACUUAUAGCUAUUGGAGAGGCAGUUGCAUAUGUUCUGUCUGGGAUGUAUGGCAGUGUUAGCCAACUUGGUGCAGGCAAUGCUAUUUUGAUAAUUCUUCAACUUUGCUUUGCGGGUAUCAUUGUCAUCUGCUUAGAUGAGUUGUUGCAGAAAGGCUAUGGUCUUGGCUCUGGCAUCUCUCUUUUCAUAGCCACCAACAUCUGUGAAAACAUUAUAUGGAAGGCAUUUAGUCCUACUACUAUUAACAGCGGCCGAGGUGCUGAAUUUGAAGGAGCCGUCAUUGCCUUGUUCCACUUGCUGAUAACUAGAACAGACAAAGUCCGAGCUCUACGGGAAGCCUUUUAUCGACAGAAUCUUCCAAAUGUGACGAACCUCCUUGCCACUGUUCUGGUUUUUCUCAUUGUCAUCUACUUCCAAGGCUUCCGUGUAGUCCUUCCAGUGAGAUCAAAGAAUGCUCGCGGACAGCAGGGUUCCUAUCCAAUCAAACUAUUUUACACUUCCAACAUGCCCAUCAUCUUACAGUCUGCUCUUGUUUCCAAUCUGUAUUUCAUCUCCCAGCUACUCUACAGGAAGUUCAGUGGAAAUUUCUUUGUAAAUCUGCUUGGGAAGUGGAAGGAAUCCGAAUAUUCUGGCGGUCAAUUCAUCCCUGUUGGCGGUCUUGCUUACUACAUUACAGCACCAUCAAGCUUGGCUGAUAUGGCUGCAAAUCCAUUCCAUGCGCUAUUUUACAUAGUCUUUAUGUUAUCGGCCUGUGCACUUUUCUCAAAGACAUGGAUCGAGGUUUCUGGAUCAUCAGCAAGAGACGUGGCUAAACAGCUCAAGGAGCAACAAAUGGUGAUGCCAGGUCACCGUGAAUCCAAUCUACAAAAGGAAUUAAACCGUUACAUUCCAACAGCAGCUGCCUUUGGUGGAAUGUGCAUUGGAGCUUUGACAGUUCUUGCAGAUUUCAUGGGCGCUAUUGGUUCAGGCACAGGGAUCCUGCUCGCUGUUACCAUCAUUUACCAAUACUUCGAGACUUUUGAGAAGGAAAGAGCUAGUGAGCUUGGCUUCUUUGGACUUUAAGCAGUUUUGCCUGAACAAGACAAAGUUGUAAACUUCCUAAUUUUAUCAGGUGUUAGAAGUUAGGAAAGUAGUUGCGUACUUGCGUUGGAAACUUAGUGAGAGCUUGGAGGGGAAAAAAAAAAUCUUUAGAUGUUAUGUUUUUUUAUGUUAAAUUAAAAUUUUUUCCUUUAGCUGUUAACUUUUGUGAGCGCGCUGGAAUCAGUGAAAAUUUUAUCCCUUUUCAUUUGUACUGGAAUCAGUGAAAAAUUUAUCCCUUUUCAUGUGCA